GCCGCUACUUGACAGCCAGUCCAGCAAACACACAGGGAACACUUUUGGAAUAGAAAUAAAAAUAACAUGACUUAACUGGCCAAGAAUUUAAGCUUUUAGGCGCGGCCAUCAACGUUCAAGUUCGGGGCUGUGUCCGCUAAUCUGCCCAAGGCUGGCCCGGUAUCCACACAAUCAACACAGAUAGCCGCGACACUGCAUCAUCCCCGAUCAGAAAUAGAAAUAGCCAGCCGCCGCACACACACACACAGUCAAUCGACCGAUCAGCAGCAAGCGAGAAACAUUUCCUGUCCGGGUGUGCGUGCGUGUGUGUGCUUUUUUACUCGUUUUUUUAUUUUCGUAACCGUGCAAAAGAUGCGCUAGAAGAAAAAGCAGCAGUGGAACUAGGGGAACGACGGAGGACAUCUGAACGAGCCAGUUAAAAUAUCGAACGAAAAAGGGCAUCCUCCCUUUCCCGCCCCGAGCGGAGCGGGGCCGGUAUUGAAGGGCGAAAAACGCAUCUCCCGGAAACGCCCCAGCCUGUGAUUGCCAGCCGCACCGCGCCCGAGCAACGAUGAAGAUCAACGAGAAAAACCUGUGCACGUUCGCGACGACGCCACCGGUCGACCUGGAGGGCUGGCUGAACAAGCGGGGCGAGAUGAACAAAAGCUGGCAGCGGCGGUGGUUCGUGCUGAAGGGCAACCUGCUGUUCUACUUCGAGAAGCGCACCGAUAAGGAACCGCUCGGCAUGAUCAUCCUUGAAGGCUGCACGGUGGAACUCGCCGAGGAAAGCGAACAGUACUGCUUUCAGAUCAUAUUCCACGGGCCGAACAAUCGCACGUACUACCUCAGCACGGAAUCGCAAUCCAACAUGGAGCAGUGGAUGAAGGCGCUGACCUGUGCCGGGUACGACUACAUGAAGCUUAUGGUGGCCGAGCUGCAGCGCCAGCUGGACGAGAUCGAGGGCCAGUGCCGGGAGAAGGCGCCCGAGAUGGCACCGAUCCUGGCGCCCCCGAGGGCACCGCCCCGGCGCCAGAAUCCGUUCAAUAAACCGCUCACCACGGAGUACGCCUCGAACGCAGACAUCGGCACCGGUGGUGGGGCAAGCGAGAAGGAACAACGCGGUACGAGCCCACCGACACCGCUAGCCCGUACCGGCAGGAAGGCACCAGCACCGCCCGCACCCAACACUGCAGCGCCCACUGUCCGCUCGCCGACGGUGCCGGACAUCGGCAAGCUGUCACCGUCCGCCGAUCCAACGGCUGACGGUCCGGUCCGUCGCAAGGCCACCGUAACGGCAACGAAAUCAAGCGACGCGAUCGCGUCGAUGGCGAACGGCGACCAGCAGCAGCGGCCCCUCGAGCGGGGCUCCGUUGCGUCAUUUUCGUUCGAAGCCAUGCACUCGGCGCUCGGCGUCCCGGUGCUGGCCGAUCUGUGCAAGUGGAACGCAAGCCGGCAGGAGCUGGAGCAGCAGCAGCAGCAGCAGCAGGAGGAGAAGGAGGACAACAAAAGGAAGCAGGAGGAGGACAACAGAAAGCAGGAGGAGUCAGCGACGGUGCCGAACGUGGACGACAAUCGGCAAUCGGCGGAAGCACCGGAAGUGAAAUAGAUAGUCUGCGCCCGGGAGCAGGGGGAGAGUGAUACGGGGCAAAACUCUGCCAAAACCCUCCCGCUCCCCCGCCCGGAGCUUAGGUUAACGAAACGUUAGGAAGCGUACACGCACGCCACGUGGUGUAAAUUAGUGCGUUUAGGGCGAGCGUGUUUUACGCACGCACGCAACAAUAUUCCGUUGGUUUAGUUUGAUUUCUAAGCAUAGGGUGCUAUACGUUCAUUUGCCUUCGGUUCGUUAUGUAGCCGACAGGCGCUAGGCAAAGACAGACACAUUAGAGAAGAUGCUUUCCCUUUUACCUGUACUGACACUACUGCACCUACACUUAUGCUAUUAAUGGUAGUUAAUUUUAGUUUGGCUUGGUCGAUGGUUUCACUGUUCUUUCUUUAAUUUAACUAUCAUCUUUUAACAUCCGUUUUCUGUUUUGUUUUUUUUUUUUGUUGAUGCAUUUUUUACCGCCUAAUCGCUUAACGCUUCUUUCCCCAUUCCUAUUGCCGUAACUCGUUAUGUUGUAUUUCACCCAUGUAGAAGAGUGUACGCUCGCUAAAUGAAUUAAUUAUUUAAUAUUUACUCACCAUCCCUCACUAAUGCUGCACCCAAAACUUACUAUAAUUUUCUUCUAUUUAUACACACACACACACUUACACACAAUCUCCCCCUCCACACAAACACAUCCAUGACCACGCCAUCAUCCAUUUUUCACACUUUCCUCUCUUUUCUUUCCACCCUACGACAUCAAUCAUUACAUUGCAAUGCGACACGGGAAAACCAAACCAGUGAAGCGUGCUCGAAAGCGUAAACCACUCGAAUCACACUUAUAGUAACAACACAAACCCACAAACAUUAUUAUAGUAAUCAUUCUGCGUCGCAAGAAGCAAAACAUAAUAGACAUAUACACAAAACAAGCCAAAUACUGUAUACGCCUGUGUACGCUACCCUCAACUCCAAACCCCAACCACUGUGCGUGGGAUGCAACCGUCGUGUGCACCGUGAGGAAGGAUUCACGAAACCGAAACCUUAGCAGGCGCCGGAACAUGCCACACCACACCACAACCGAACCAAUUCAUACGGACUUCCGGAACGGACGGGCCAGGGCGAAUGAACCGCGGUCGCUCCAUCUAGCAACGUGUCAAUUAAGGUCGUACAUAAUCCCUCCGCGCGCGCACCACAUGACGGGGUGAUAUGGGGCACGGGGGAGUAGCGCAGUAACCAACAAACAAACCAAUCGGAACAAACGGCAAAACGAAAAACGAAAAGUCCUUCCCAUCACUCCAGCCCCUGUGCCAAAUUAAGCAGUAUAUGAGAAUGAUAUAUAUAUAUAUAUAUUUAAUACGCGUGUGUUUUUUUAAAUUCUUAAUCAAUUCGGCAAAUUUAGUCGCGCGAAUUUUUUUUUAUUUUUUAGUCAUGCUGUGCGGAAAACAAAACACGUUUACAAAUUUGCGAAGCAAGUGUGCGGAGAAGGCAAGAGAGAAGUUGUUUAUGGUUAGUUGUUUCAUUUGUUAAGGCAAGCGCGACCUGCGCACAAACUAAUGGCAGGGAUGGAGCGUUUGCCUUGCAUUCUUAUUUAUGGUAAAUAAAUCGAACUUGUUACUAAUGAGCAAAUGCAUAACUAA
Anopheles arabiensis is the source of this 3198-nucleotide messenger RNA. RefSeq names its product sesquipedalian-1 (gene IPIP). The record is from RefSeq and is a predicted model, not a curated record. Bases 551 to 1585 code for a protein of 344 amino acids. Gene Ontology annotation, cellular component: early endosome; trans-Golgi network; recycling endosome. Gene Ontology annotation, biological process: retrograde transport, endosome to Golgi; endosome organization; receptor recycling. The transcript is spliced from 4 exons. Lineage: Eukaryota; Metazoa; Arthropoda; Insecta; Diptera; Culicidae.